Molecule: messenger RNA, 1174 nt
Organism: Populus trichocarpa (black cottonwood)
Lineage: Eukaryota; Viridiplantae; Streptophyta; Magnoliopsida; Malpighiales; Salicaceae
Product: protein-L-isoaspartate O-methyltransferase 1
Exons: 4
Coding region: 22-966 (314 amino acids)
Biological process (GO): protein modification process
Cellular component (GO): cytoplasm
Molecular function (GO): protein-L-isoaspartate (D-aspartate) O-methyltransferase activity
Source: RefSeq, a predicted model, not a curated record
AAAAAAAAAAAAAAAAGAUAGAUGCCCAUGCUUCUUAUGCUUAUGCCUAUGUCUCUAUCCCUCCCAGCAGGAGUAAUAGCGUAUGGUUUCCGCAAUUGUUCGCCCCCUCUUAAGCGUCUUUUAGCCCACAGUAACACCACCAACCUUCACCAUUACCAUCAUCUUCGCCGUCGUAACAACACUAUUCCACCUCAACUUAACACUCUCUUCUCUUUUAAUUUUUUCCCAAGGAACCUUAAUUGUCUUCUCACGGGUAAUUCUCUCUUUUUCAGGAUGGAGCGAUUCUGGUCUGGAAGUAGCAUCAAUAAAAAUAAAGCAUUGGUGGAGCAAUUGCAGAAUUAUGGAACGAUCAGUUCUAAAAAGGUCUCUGAAGUAAUGGAAACAAUUGACAGGGCUUUGUUUGUCCCAGAUGGUACCCCUGCUUAUGUUGACAGUCCCAUUGCAAUAGGUUACAAUGCCACCAUUUCUGCUCCUCAUAUGCAUGCAACUUGCCUGCAGUUGUUGGAGGAGAAUUUGAAGUCUGGCAUGCAUGUCCUGGAUGUUGGCUCAGGGACUGGGUACUUGACAGCAUGCUUUGCUCUGAUGGUUGGACCACAAGGUCGUGCUGUUGGUGUAGAACAUAUUCCAGAGCUGGCUGGUUCUUCCAUAAAGAAUAUCAAGAAAAGCGCAGCAGCUCCAUUGUUGAAAGAAGGUUCCCUCUCAAUUCAUGUUGGUGAUGGAAGACAAGGUUGGCCAGAGUUUGCUCCAUAUGAUGCCAUUCAUGUUGGGGCAGCAGCGCCAGAAAUCCCACAGCCACUUCUUGAUCAGUUGAAACCUGGUGGCAGGAUGGUGAUUCCGGUUGGUAACAUAUUCCAGGAUUUGAAGGUGAUUGACAAGAAUGAGGAUGGUUCCAUUAGUGUUCGUAGUGAAACUUCUGUCCGUUAUGUCCCUUUAACAAGUAGAGAUGCCCAAUUGCGGGGUUAUUAGGUGCCCAAUUGCGGGGUUUCGGAUGUCUUUUUUUGGUAGGUGAAGUGCUGGUUCCAUCAGAGUGUUGUUUUGGAUUUGUGCAUAUGUACGAGAUUCUGUCAAGUAUGGUGUUGACAAACCCUCCUAAGCUCCUGCAUUGAUGAAGUUGUAAAUAGUAGAUGCUGAUCAUCUUAUGUUUAUAUCAUCUCAUUUCAAGACCUUCAGCUUA